CUGAUCAUACUAUCGGAUACUUCCUUACCGACAAUUCAUGUAGUGGUUGUUCUGCGGCGAAUGUGGUUAUUGAUAGUUCGAAGUAUUAGACAGUUAUUCGUUUUUUAUUAAUCUAUUGUUAAGACGAUGUCAGUAUUAUAGCUGCUUAACAAUGUGUUUAUUGUAACGAGGAUAACUUAGUAGUAAGGUUAGGUGAUGUAUAACAAUAUAUCUUUAUAAGAAGGGAAAAAGAAAAGGAUUACGAUGUUGCAUCGCUCCUACAAUCUUUUGAACUUUAUUCGGAACGCAAGUCGAUGUCAUGUCGAUCAGCUGUGUGUAUUCCAGAUUGGAUUAAUCAGAAGACAUGCCAGUAUUUUUAUAAUACCCAAGUGUGGCAUCCGAUACAAAGUAUGCAAGUUUACGAGUGCUCAAAAAAUUUUUAUUAAUAGAAAAGUAGAUAAGCAUGAUGAUUGGAGAUGGAUUUAUAUGACAAGAUUUUUAUCUGAUGAUACAAAAACUAAGAAAGAUAAGUCUGAAAAAAUAUUAGCUGAAGAUUCUCAGCAGCGAAUAAUAGAGUUAAAUGAAGAAACACUAGGUAAAUUAAAAGAAAGAGUAUUAGACAUAGAACCAAUUAUUCCUGCUGAUAAGAAAGAAGAAGAGACAGAAGAAACAGCAAAACUUACAGAAAAGCAGUCCACAGAGUCUAAAGAGUCAUUAAAAGAUGAUAUUACACUGAAAAAAGCAAAAAAGAGGAUCAGAGUUGAUAAAUCGACAUCUUCUUUGGAACGUAACUUUAUUACACCUGUAAGAGCCAUGUCAGAUUUUUUAUUGAAGCUCACUGAUUUGGAGACCUUACCAAAAACUAAAAGACGUUCUCCAUAUGAGCUGGAGCCACCUAUCACAGUAUAUUGGAGGAAAGAUGUUGAGGCUAAAGCUUUAGAAGUGUGGGGAUCACGAGAGGCUUUGCUGAAGGAACUUUUAAAGAAAGAGGUUGAGCGAAAAAUCUACCAACAAAAUGUUUUUACGGUCAAACGAAGGUUGAGGGAUUACAGACGAGAGAUCGGUAGUAAGACGGAGAUAAUACAAAGGGAAGGUCUUUUUGGAAGAUCCGGUAAAGUGGUAUUGACCGCAAUAGCAAUAAACGCCAGUAACUUUUUCUGUAAAUUAAUCGCUUGGUUAUAUACCGGCUCGCACAGUAUGUUCUCCGAGUGCAUUCACUCCGCGGCGGAUACUUGUAAUCAGUUGAUUUUAGCAUAUGGUAUUCAUAAAUCAGUGCAGAAUCCCAAUCCCGACCAUCCAUACGGCUACACAAACAUGAAGUAUGUUUCUUCGCUAAUAUCAGGUGUGGGAAUCUUUUGCGUCGGCACAGGUCUCUCCGUAUAUCACGGUAUACAUGGGCUCCUGUUUCCUGCACCGCUCGAUUCCCUUUUCUGGGCGUACUUUGUCUUAGGUGGAUCCUUAUUGUCCGAAGGAGCAACGUUGAUGAUAGCGUUGCACUCUAUAAGAAAAGGUGCGGAAGAGAAGAAAGAGAGCUUCAAGCAGUACGUCUUGGAAGGGCAGGAUCCGUCCGUGAAUGUUGUGCUUAUGGAGGAUUUUGCAGCUGUACUCGGUGUCAUUGGUGCGGCUGGAUGUAUGGGCUUGACUUCGUAUUUAGGAAAUCCGAUGUUUGAUGCUAUCGGUUCGCUCCUAGUUGGCGGCCUCCUUGGCGGAGUGGCGUCUUUCAUUAUUUAUUCGAACGUCGCCGCACUCGUGGGAAGAAGUAUAUCGCAAGAGAAUCUCGAUAAGAUCAAUGCUGAAUUAGAAGCUGAUAUAAUGGUUCGCGCUAUACACGAUGUAAAAGGUAUUGAUAUGGGUAAUAAUCUAGUGAGAUAUAAAGCUGAAUUAGAUUUCGAUGGACGGGAACUGACAAGAUCUUAUCUGGACAAACAUGAUCUUAUCACGAUGUUAGAGGAAGUGAAGAGCAUGCAGAAUAUUGAUGAAUUAGAAGCAUUCUUAUUAAGACACGGUGAAAAUAUUGUGGAUAUGCUAGGUGGAGAGAUCGAUAGAAUAGAAUUAAAACUAAAGAAAAAUCAUCCAGAGAUACGACAUUGUGAUUUAGAAAUUCUAUAAGUAUCUAUUGACACGAUUCCUUAAAUUAAAUUUAGAUGAAAACAAAUGUAAAAUACUAUUCAACUGAAGUAAUAUAUAUAUAUAUAUAUAUAUAUAUAUAUAUAUAUAUAUAUAUAUAUAUAUACAAUCAUUAUUGUUAUUAUUAUUAUAAGAGUUUUUUAGGUUUUCAAAAUAAAAACAGUGCUUCAGUUAGUAGUAAAGAAGAACUAUGUUUUGUAAAUGUUUUAUAUAUAAGUUGUAUACAGCUACUGUGUAAAAACAUCAUUCAGUGUAAUAAACAGUGUAAUUAACAGACUUUUUAGGAAUAUAACGCAUUAUGUAUCAUAUAAAAAAAAACAUAUAAUUAUAUAAUAAUCAUAUUAUUAAUAAUCAUGUA
Messenger RNA from Odontomachus brunneus, 2464 nucleotides. RefSeq names its product zinc transporter 9 (gene ZnT49B). Bases 244 to 2088 code for a protein of 614 amino acids. Gene Ontology annotation, biological process: transmembrane transport; zinc ion transport. Gene Ontology annotation, molecular function: monoatomic cation transmembrane transporter activity. NCBI's taxonomy places the organism in Eukaryota, Metazoa, Arthropoda, Insecta, Hymenoptera, Formicidae. Gene Ontology annotation, cellular component: membrane. The transcript has 11 exons. The record is from RefSeq and is a predicted model, not a curated record.